Orbicella faveolata is the source of this 291-nucleotide messenger RNA. RefSeq names its product NADPH oxidase 2-like. Gene Ontology annotation, cellular component: plasma membrane; NADPH oxidase complex. The record is from RefSeq and is a predicted model, not a curated record. Gene Ontology annotation, molecular function: superoxide-generating NAD(P)H oxidase activity. Gene Ontology annotation, biological process: defense response; superoxide anion generation. NCBI's taxonomy places the organism in Eukaryota, Metazoa, Cnidaria, Anthozoa, Scleractinia, Merulinidae.
UUUGUGAUUGCUCCUAUGAUCUUUUAUUGUUUUGAACGCCUUUUAAGGAUAUACAGAUCUUUCCAGAAGGUGACAAUUUUGAAGGUAAUAAAACAUCCUUCAAAAGUACUUGAGAUUCAAAUGAAGAAAGAAGGCUUUAGAUGUGAAGCAGGACAGUACAUUUUCCUGAAGUGCCCCAAGAUCUCACAUCUGGAGUGGCACCCUUUCACACUGACAUCAGUAAGUCUUUUAAAUAUCAAGCAAUUGCUCAAAUUUAUGUUUNGGGAGCCUGUUUACUUGACUAGUUACUGA